Molecule: messenger RNA, 441 nt
Organism: Diaporthe amygdali
Lineage: Eukaryota; Fungi; Ascomycota; Sordariomycetes; Diaporthales; Diaporthaceae
Exons: 1
Coding region: 1-441 (146 amino acids)
Source: RefSeq, a predicted model, not a curated record
AUGGCAUCCCUCCGAUCAAUCCGCGGCGUCCUGCGAGCGCCCGCCCAAGCCCGGCCGCAGACACUCGCCCCUCGCCAGCCGUUCCUCUCGCCAGCCAAUAUCCAGGCCUUCCACAGCUCGCCCCGCUCAAAAUUCCCCUACAAGGACGACCAGGACCGCGAGUCCCUCAAGCCCAAAUCCACCGAGGGCAGCAAGAGCGGCACAGACGACGCCGCGGCGCAGUCCGACGCCGCAUUCGACCCCUCAACAACGAGCCCCGAGGGCGCAAAGGAGCAGGCCGAGGGUGAGGGCCACGGGGAACCGCUCGAGGUGAGCGGCGCGAGCCACGAGAAGUCAAAGCCCCUCGGGAACUCGGGCGGAGGGGAGAUGCAAGGGACCACGAAGCAGGAGAACAAGAAGUCGAGCCAUGGCCACAGCCCCGAGAAGAAGGGCAAGGUGUAG